GAUACUGCUAGCACCCCGGGAUCUUCGUUCAGGCCCUCGUUGCUUGUAUCACCGGCCCCCGCUUCUGCUCUGCUACCUCAGAACAACUCCAGCGGAGUAGGCCUGGAUCUGCAUCGACACGGACGCCGUCGUUAUUGGAGAGAUCGUCCUGCUCUUAAAGAUGGCGACUCCAGCUCACUGCUAUUACUGUUUCGAGUCUCUUGCGGCUUCGUUUGAGGACCGGGAGCCUCCGAGCUUGGCAGCUAUAGAAGAUCUAUGGGAACAACAUGAGCAGGCCCUGGAACUCGCGGCUCUGAAUGGCAAGAAUGGGCUGGGUCAACAGCCUGUAGAAGAUGAGAAUGUGGAUGGAGACAGCGAAGAUCAAGAUGGGCAUACCAAACGGCCUUAUCCGCAGACGUUGCAACUGCCCAGCGUCAGCCGUCUUCAGUCCUCGGACUCAUCGAGUGCAUCCACAACUCCUUCAUCUUUGUCUAUCAGCUCGUCGCGAUCUGACUCUACAGCCGUGACCACCCCGAGCUCCCCAGCGGACGGCCCUGGUUUCAAACGUCCCCGGCUGGAUGAGUCCGCAUAUCCACUGUUCGUGACUUGGAAUACCAUAUCAAAGAGUGGCCACAAGUCAUUACGCGGAUGUAUCGGGACAUUCGAAGCCCACGAGCUUUCUUCCGGUUUGAGAUCUUACGCUCUCACUUCUGCAUUUGAUGAUACCCGCUUCUCUCCCAUUCCGGCGGCUCUCUUGCCAUCACUUUCCUGUUCCUUGACCCUCCUAGGCAGCUUCGAGCCGUGUGAGGAUGCGAUGGACUGGACCCUCGGGGUACACGGACUACGUAUAUCUUUCAUACAUCGCGGAAGACGUUACGGUGCGACAUACCUCCCCGAUGUCGCUGUUGAACAAGGCUGGACCAAAGAGGAGACCGUAGGGAGUCUUAUGCGAAAGGCUGGUUACGAUGGUGGCAGUGGUCUGUCGAGAAGGCUCCUGCGGGGCAGCAGUGCCUCUGGUGCUACAAAGCCCUGGGAGGAAGUCUCCAACUUCAAGGCAGUCAGAUACCAAGGCCUCAAAUCCAGCGCAAGCUACGACGAAUGGCAGGAAUGGAGGAAAUGGGUUAAGUCCCUCAAUGACGGAUCUGAAAAGCUCCUUGAAGCCUAAUCCGAUUCGGAAACUUAUUUAGAUGAGACAUGACUGAUGACGGGGUUUCAACGUUUAAUUUGGAAUUUGGAAUUUGAACUUACUUUGAACUUGUGCGCUGGCUAUGAAUGGAAGACGUAGGAAAGGCAUCGUAUUAUUGAAUACCAAGCUCCAGAGGCUCGCGUGUCAUGAGAUUGUAUACGU
Paecilomyces variotii is the source of this 1327-nucleotide messenger RNA. RefSeq names its product AMMECR1 domain-containing protein. The record is from RefSeq and is a predicted model, not a curated record. The coding region runs from base 161 to 1144 and encodes 327 amino acids. NCBI's taxonomy places the organism in Eukaryota, Fungi, Ascomycota, Eurotiomycetes, Eurotiales, Thermoascaceae. The transcript is spliced from 2 exons.